Messenger RNA from Cladocopium goreaui, 963 nucleotides. Lineage: Eukaryota; Dinophyceae; Suessiales; Symbiodiniaceae. The record is from the annotation of a GenBank genome assembly.
AUGGUGAACUUGGCUUCAUAUGGAGGGGAACCAGUGGCUGGUGUGCGCAGCUUCCUGUUCCAAUUCGAGACCACCUAUGAGAAAUCCGCCCACUUCCGACCCUCCGCGGACUAUCUCUUCAAGGUCGCCAUGGCCUUGGUGACGCUGUUCUGGAUUCUGGCCUUGAUAUGGUCAUUUUGGUUCAGCAUCAACGUCUUCAACAAGAUCACCUUAACGGGAGAACGGGUGGACUGGCAGAUGCCACAGCCGUGGCGAAUGGUCAAGAGUUUCGGGUGCGAGCUGCAAGGAACCCACUUCACGGUGACGGAUGGCUACACUGUGCAGGUCCUAAAUUCGGACGGCUCGUUGUUUCUCCACUUCGAGGCCUGUGGCGAUGGCCCAGUGCUGGCGGUGGACUUCGGGCAGGGCGGCGAGGUGAUCGCCUGCUGCGAGAAAGGUACUCAAUCUACCUGGAUCGAAAAUGGCAAGGUAGUGCGACAGCAGUGGGUCUCCAACUUCACGAUGCUCACGGACAUUGCGGUGGAUCGGACCCCUUUGGAGACCGAUGACCACAUCGAUGCCUUGGCCAUCCGCAACAACCAGCUGCUGGGCAUUGUCUUCGACCCCACCGGCUGGCGCAUCUUCGGAGCCCUGACGUUGCCGCAGAAUAAGGACCGCACCGAAGAAAUCACUGCGUUGGCCAUCCGCUUGGGCCGUGCCUUGAUCCUGACCAACAGCGAUGAAGUCUUCGAGAUGGAUGUACCAUCAGGAAUGUGGGCUGGGCCGAUGCUGUUGCCAACUCUGGGUUCAAAGGUGGCCUAUGAUUGGAUUUCAGUCUGUCGGCUCUCUGGUGCAAGGUGGCGCUUUGUGGGACAGCCUUCGGCAUCUCCCAUUCAGCUCUGGGCCUUUAGUCGUCCGCCCGUGAACAACUUGCCGCCACGGAAGGACGACUUCACCAAUCAGCAGCUCACGCUCGCAGCGUGA